Molecule: messenger RNA, 4158 nt
Organism: Cavia porcellus (domestic guinea pig)
Lineage: Eukaryota; Metazoa; Chordata; Mammalia; Rodentia; Caviidae
Gene: Prr5l
Product: proline rich 5 like
Exons: 10
Coding region: 695-1801 (368 amino acids)
Biological process (GO): TORC2 signaling
Cellular component (GO): TORC2 complex
Source: RefSeq, a predicted model, not a curated record
CCGUAAACUGAGAGAGGAGGGAAACUUGUCGCCAGCAGGCGCGGAGAGCUCCGCGCGCUCAAAGAUCGCGGAUUCGCGCCGGAGAGGAUCCGAGGCUGGGAGCGUCCGGGAGAGGGCAACGCCGGGCGAAGAGGGAAGGGGAGGAGGUAGAGCCGGGCUCGUCUCUUCCCAGAAAGAAAACUUUCUGCAGAACGCCAGAAACUUGCUCCUAGGCGCGAGGAGUCCGGACAGAGGCGAGCUGCGGGCGUGUGCUGCUCGCGGUAACUCACGCUGCGGACCCCGAGCGAGGGGUCACCGCGUCUGAGUCCUUUUGAAAACACUGAGGUGAUACAUGGCAAGUGUCUGCUGCCCCCCUGGAGCUCAGUAAGCAGUGUCUUUCUCGUCGUUGCCGUGGGCACUGGAAACUCACUUUGGUUGCAGUGAGAUGGACGAUGGGCCAGUUGAGUUAAGUGACCAGUUGAUGUCUGCAUCCUGAUGGUGUGGAAGGACCCUGCUCUUCACUCCCGUGCCCAGGCGUGGGAAGGUGCUCCGUGCUGGACUCUGCCUGCAGGUGCACCAGCAGGGUGUUGCCUAAGAGUGUGGUUUUCACAACUCCCAAGGGCCAGGAGACAGCCCUGAGGAAAGCCUUUCCUGUGUGUGGGCAGCUGGAAACUUCCGGUCCUAUAAAGACAAAGCCGAACCCUUGUCUGGACUUAUGACCCGUGGCCUCGCUCCUACCCUGCUCACUGAGUUCCACACCAUGGGCUCCUUCCGGAGGCCGAGACCGCGCUUCAUGAGCUCCCCCGUGCUCAGCGACCUGCCCCGGUUCCAAGCUGCCCGGCAGGCUCUACAGUUGAGCUCCAACUCGGCCUGGAACAGUGUCCAGACUGCUGUGAUCAACGUUUUCAAAGGGGGCGGCUUGCAAAGCAAUGAGCUCUAUGCACUGAAUGAAAACAUCAGGCGGCUGCUGAAGAGUGAACUGGGAUCAUUCAUCACAGACUAUUUCCAGAACCAGCUUCUUGCAAAAGGACUGUUCUUUGUGGAGGAGAAGAUCAAGCUGUGUGAAGGUGAAAAUCGCAUUGAGGUUCUGGCUGAAGUCUGGGACCACUUCUUCACUGAGACUCUCCCCACCCUGCAGGCCAUAUUUUAUCCAGUUCAGGGACAGGAGCUGACCAUCCGCCAGAUCUCCCUGCUGGGUUUUCGUGACUUGGUCCUGCUAAAGGUGAAGCUGGGUGACUUGCUGCUGGUGUCACAGUCCAAGCUGCCUUCGUCCAUCAUCCAGAUGCUGCUUAUCCUGCAGAGUGUACACGAGCCCACGGGCCCAAGUGAGGGCUAUCUGCAGCUGGAGGAGCUGGUGAAGCAGGUGGUUUCUCCUUUCCUGGGCAUCGGCAGGGACCAUGGCUUCUCAGGAUCCACAUACACACUGGCCAGACGGCACUCCAGGGUCCGGCCCAAGAUGACACUCCUGAACUAUGCCUCUCCACUGGCCACAGCCAGCCGGCCACUGAAUGAGAUGGCUCUGACCCCACUGACGGAGCAGGAGGGGGAGGCCUACCUGGAGAAGUGUGGCAGUGUCCGGCGGCACACAGUGGCCAACGCCCACUCAGACAUCCAGUUGCUGGCCAUGGCCACCAUGAUUCACUCAGGCUUAGGGGAGGAGGAUGGCAGUGAGGACAAGUGCCUGCUCCUGCCGCCCAGCUUCCCACCACCCCACCGGCAGUGCUCCAGUGAGCCCAACAUCACUGACAGCCCCGAUGAACUGGAGGAGGUGGCAGGGGACAGCCAGGAGGAUGCAGAGCUGAACUGUGCUUCCCUCAGUUGAGUCACCGCCUGGGACUUUCCCGCUCCAGCUCCACAACCAGGAUGAGGACAGUCAGCCCCACAGACCACUCCUCUGUGGGCAAUGCUGCCUCAUUUCCUUUAGGGCCCAAGCCUGGUCUCAGUGCCCUGCAGGGAAACCCUUUAUUUUGACCAGCAUUUCUUAGCCACACAGACCCGACUGCCUGCAGUUCCCUUCUGACCUCUAGCCUUGUCCACCUGACCUAGAUCUUCACUGCUUCACUUUUCUUCCUGUGAUACUGGACUGACACCAAUGCUCCCAGGAAUCUACCCCACUGCUCCUAGUAUGCAGGUGGCAGGGGUGGUCUGGACCACACAUAAAGCCACCAAGAACAUGUUGGCCCCUGCAGCUCCCCCAUCAGGUUCCUUUAACACAAAGGCUUAUGGGUACAGAGUGGUAGAGAAGUUUUGUGUAGAGUGAAAGUCAGUUGCAUCCUCUGCCAUGCAUGGCCCUGGGAACACACCAUCCUUACCUGAGUUUUCAGAUUACUGGGAUGGCCCUGCCCCAUAGUGAGUGUGGGUCCAUCCUCAGCUAUACCCACAGACAACGUGCUACCUAUGUGAAGGCCUUUGGCUUUUGGCCCUGGACAGCCAGAGACUGGAGCAGCCCCACGGGCACUCAGCCUCAGUGUUUCUCUCAGGCUGACUCCCAAGUGCAAGGAACCGACCUCCUUCAGUCACUGGUGCCUUCAUCCCCCUCGUUUCAGAAACGGACCACUUUCUCAUCGUGGGUGCAAGGGGCUGGGUGAUAGCAACCAAGUAAUCUGUACCUGGAUUUGACUUGAAUUUUUAAAACAAUGUAUUGUUUCAAAAAAUUGUUUGUGAGUAUUUGCACAUAGGAAAUUACACUGUUCAUUUCCAGUGGGCUGUGUCUUGCAACUAAAACUCCACAGUAGAAAACUUGCAGACGCCCAAGAAAGGAGACUAGGAGUGGUUCAAAAUAAAGUGAUCCAUAGCUGGCAGGACUCACGUGCUAUGGCACUCUGGAAGCAGUGGGAGUCAAAUCCCAAGCGGUGCAUGUUUGUGGUGGGCAUGGCCUCUGGGAAAGGAUGGGGAGACUGCCCUGUGAGCAGAUGUGAUGUGUCAGUGCAUACAGGGAGGCAGUGGAGAUGUGGGCAAGAUCUCUUUGCGGAAACUUAUUUUCUGCAACAACAGUGUACCCAGAAGUGCCUAGAAUUUCCAGCAAUUCUGAACUGUGCUGUGUCCUUACUACCACUUUCUGCAGAUGACGGGGCUUUUGAUUCACCUUGAGUUGCUGCUCUCUUUGUCUUCUGUCUACCCUACUGAUAGCAGUUCAGGAAAAAGAGAAGGUUCCCCUUGAUGCUUCUGGUGGCAUAUGUUGGCUUUUCAGGGUCCUGUUUGUGGAAGUUUUAUGUAUGAAAUCUCAAAAUAUUCACCACAGCGGCUUCCAGUGUGGCAAGAGGGUGCUGGGAGAGGAUGAGGGUCUGUGUGAGCCACCAGCUGGAGAUGAGACCUUCCAAGCUCAUCGAAGACGUGAUAGCGUUUCCUUUCUGAGUGGAGACCUGAAAUAUGACUAGAAUUGUGAUUUUGAUGGCUUAUCACUUGGAAAUUAUUUUUAGAAAGUUGUUUUACUUUCAUCCAUGAGAAUGGUGGAAGAGGAGUCCAAAGGAGAGCUCAGACAUUUAUACACACACACACACACACACACACACACACACACAACUUGUGUGUGUGUAUUGUAUAAAGUCCACAAAAGACUGGCACGCAUUAGCAAAUAGAACACCAAUAGGUAGCAACGUCUUGAUUUACUUAAAACUCCUGACUUUUGUUCUUGUUGGACAUUUAGCAUACACUUGGGACUGCUAUUUAUUGAUUAGGCAAAGUAAUUAACCAUGCUUGGGGUUGCUUAUUUAGUUUAUAAGAUUGACACCCAUUUUAAAAAGGCCUUUUCGGUGUCACAACUUUGAUGGGAGAGUGGCCAUCAGUUAAAGGCCUAAGCUCUCAGGUUGCGAAUCAGUGUCAGGACAGGCAGUGUACUUAAUUGCUGCUGUUAGCCAGUUUACAGCUUUAACUGUCCACGCCUGAUACAGUACAGUAAAUAUUUCAGGCUGUCCACAAAAAUUUUGUGGAUGUUUUGUGGCAUUUUAGCUAUUAGACCCAUUGCAACAGUGACACUUGGAAGCAUUUUUAACCGCUUUUCCUUCCUCUGUGCAAUGAAGAUUCAUUUUUUUAUUAGGUGUGCCAUGAUCUUCCCGUGGCUAAGGUUGAGUGACAGGAAGCAAUCACAACUCAACUCUGAAUGAACUCACAAACCCAAACCUUUCAUUCAUGUCAACUGUUUCCAAAACAGACCAAAUAAACACGUUGUUGUCUGUGCUA